Molecule: messenger RNA, 1545 nt
Organism: Orbilia oligospora ATCC 24927
Lineage: Eukaryota; Fungi; Ascomycota; Orbiliomycetes; Orbiliales; Orbiliaceae
Exons: 2
Coding region: 1-1545 (514 amino acids)
Molecular function (GO): protein binding
Source: RefSeq, a predicted model, not a curated record
AUGAGAUCGAUAAUAUUCCCACUCCCGUGGGAACUUUCGUUACAAAUCCUCUCACACCUUUCCUUGGAAGAUUUGAAGAGUUUAUCAGUAUGUUCGAAGGAAGUUAGGAGGUUUACCAGUGUGGUGCUGUUUAGCGGGGUGAAGUUGUGUCCUGGAUCUGUUUGUUAUUUUGAGAGCGGGGGAGGGUUGGAGGGGGUUAUUGAGGGGGUUCGAUCGGUUCGUAUCGCGUACCCGCAACCGACUCUUCCCAGCGAAUACAUAAGUCUAUUCCGCACCGUCGCUUCUCUUCUAUCAAAGUUUUCGGGACUUAAGACUCUUCGGAUAGAGUUAUUCACCGGUCUUAAAGAAAACCGUAGGAUUUUGAAUGCGGUGUUUAAAGUCCUGGCUGGUUAUUCAUGGUACGAUGGGUUGAGGAAGUUGGUGAUCCUGUGGAUGGAUCAUAUGUCCUCUGAUAAUGGGUUUACACCCCAGGAUCUGGAUUUUUUGUAUAGUGGGAAGAAGGGGAGUUGGGGGUGGCCGAAAGGGUUGGAGGAGGUUUAUGUGGCGAAUCAGGUUAUGGAGGGGUGGAGGUUUAGGAAGGAUAUGGGAGCGGCGUUUUAUGGAACUUUUGGGGAGGGGAUUGUAGCGGAUUUGGGGGCGUGUAGUGGGAUGGUGAAGUUGAAGAGGGUGGAGAUAAUAGCUUUUGGGAUUAUGACGAAUAGGAAUUGGAGGGGGUUGAGGGGGAGGUAUUUGAAGGCUGGUGGUGAUGAUGAUGAUGAUGAUGAUGAUGAUAUAAACAAUGAGACUUUACUAGGGGGGAACGAUGGUGAUAUGAUGAGGGGGAUGGUGAGGUUUCCUACGGUGACGAGGUUAAAGAUCAAUGUUAUGAAGUUUGAGAAAAAGAAUCUGGCGGAGAUAGUGAUGAGGUUUCCUGGGUUGGAGGAAUUGAGUGUUUUAAUCUUGUUGGAAAGACUUGGAGAUGGUAGUGGUGCGAUGGUUGCGAAGUAUUUUAGGAAUAAGGUUGUUUGGAAGGAUACCUUGGGAUUGAAGAAGUUGAAAAGGGUGACUUUACCUUGGCCGUCGUGGGUUAGAGAAGGGGAUAGUAGUAGGACAUGUGAAGUUGAGAAGGAACAUUUGAAGGAUUCGGUUGCUUGGUGGGUUAAACAAUGGAUGAAGAUGGGGAUUGAUCCACCGGAGAAGGUGAGGUUUUUACAGUGGAAGUUUGAAGUUGGAGAGGAGUUUUUGGAUUUUAAGAUUACGAAAGAUGGGAAUAUUAAUGGGAAUGGGAAUGGGAAUUUUUAUUGGAGAGUGGAGAACGGGAAGAGGAAGCAUCCGCAGGGGUUGGAUCAGUUGGAUUCGUUAUGGUCUUUGAAGGAGGCGAUUGAUAAGGAAAGUGUGGAUGUUGAUGUUGGGAAUUGGGGGGUCGAGGAGGGGAUAAUGGGGGGGAAUCUGGGGAAUCUGGAUGAGAAUGAAGAAGAUAGUAAAGAUGAUGAUGAAGAUGGUGAUGAUGGGUACGGGAGCGAGUUCGAGGAGGGCGAGAUGCACUUUGAGCAGUGGGAUGAAUAG